Messenger RNA from Saccostrea cuccullata (small rock oyster), 1740 nucleotides. RefSeq lists its product as uncharacterized. Lineage: Eukaryota; Metazoa; Mollusca; Bivalvia; Ostreida; Ostreidae. The record is from RefSeq and is a predicted model, not a curated record. The transcript is spliced from 2 exons. The coding region runs from base 1 to 1740 and encodes 579 amino acids.
AUGGCAGUGCAAUGUGAAGUUAGAUCAUAUGAAACAUUUAAACGAGAGACCACCUUUUACCAGGGGCGGGUACUAGGUGAUAAGAGGACUAGCCCACCAGUAGAGAUAGUAGGAAGCAGUAAUGAGGCAGAAGCGAAAGUAGAUGGGAUACAAGCUAAGGCUUUAGUAGAUACUGGCAGUGGUGUGAAUACCAUUAGCGAAACAUUCUAUAGAGAGAAUCUUAGCCAUAGAGUUUUACAGUCAUUUGAGGAGCUGCAAAUAGAAUGUGCCAAUGGAGAGAAUUUACCAUACUUAGGUUUUAUUGAAGUGGAUUUUGAAUCAUAUGGUAUUCCCAUUAGAAGUUCUCAAACCAGUAUUUUUCUUAUAGUACCAACAACUGCUUAUAGUCAGAAAACUCCCAUUCUUAUUGGAACGAACAUUUUGAGGCAUCUGAUGGACAACUGCAAAAUGGACUAUGGGGAGAGAUUCUUACAAAAUGCAGCAUUGUUCACUCCGUGGUACUUGGCGUUCAGAUCGAUGAUCAUUCAGGAGAAAAUUCUGAGGAAAACAAACAACAGAUUAGGAUUAGUAAGAUCGGCAGAAAAGAAUAAGAUCAUCAUAAAGCCCAAUAGUAACAUCUGUAUAAAGGGAUAUAUUGAUCGUAAGAGUAUGGUACAACACCCAACAACAUCUGCAAUAUUUGAACAUACAGAAAAAUCAUGUCUACCAAAGGAUUUGGAUAUAACCCCAACUUGUUUUAAUUAUUCCAUGAACAUCAAGGAAGUGGACAUCUAUAUCUCGAAUGUGACAACAAGAAUGGUUUCAGUCCAGCCUAGAUCAGUAUUAUGUGAAAUUCAACCGGUACAGUUUAGCAACAGUUACUGUUUGCCAGAUGAAGAACAUCACCAAAAUAUAGGUCCAGAGCAUUUGAGAAGUGUGUCAUUAGAGACAUUAUUAUUAUCUAAGAAACAGACAGAUCAACUAUGGAGAUUAUUGAGAGAAUAUAAUGACAUAUUUUCCAAAGGAGAUACAGACAUUGGACAUUUUACAGAUGUGAAAAACCAGAUCAAUUUAUCAGAUGAGAGCCCAUUCAAGCAAAGAUAUAGAAGGAUCCCCCUGUCUAUGAUUGAUGAAGUAAGAACACAUAUAGAACAGUUACUAUCAGCAGGGAUCAUUAGAAAAUCCAAGUCACCCUUUGCAUCUAACGUGGUACUGGUGAAGAAAAAAGAUGGCAGCAUUAGAAUGUGCGUGGACUACAGGAUGCUGAACAAGAGAACCAUCAAGGACUCCUACGCAUUACCGAGGAUUGAGGACAUUUUAGACAUACUUUCUGGAUCAAAAUACUUUAUUGCUUUAGAUAUGAAAUCGGGAUAUCACCAAAUCGAAAUUGAGGAAUCACACAAACAUAGGACAGCUUUUACAGAACAUCUAGAACGUCUCCAGAUUAUUUUCAGCAGACUAAGAGAAUGCAACUUAAAGCUAAAUCCCAAGAAAUGCAAAUUGUUCAAAGAACAAGUGAAAUAUGUAGGAUUCAUAGUAUCAGCUAGUGGAAUUUCAACAGAUCCUGAAAAAGUCAAGAAGGUUUUAGAGUGGCCAGUGCCUACACAUCUAGAUGAAGUGCGCCAGAUUGUAGGAUUUGCAGGAUUUUAUAGACGUUUCAUCAAAGACUUUAGUAAAAUCGUCAAGCCGCUACAAGAAGUAAUGCCAUCACAGAACCAAAGGAAAAAGAGGAUCAAAGUAGAAAGAAAGGGUUGGAGAUAG